Laccaria bicolor S238N-H82 is the source of this 2127-nucleotide messenger RNA. RefSeq lists its product as uncharacterized. Lineage: Eukaryota; Fungi; Basidiomycota; Agaricomycetes; Agaricales; Hydnangiaceae. The coding region runs from base 1 to 2127 and encodes 708 amino acids. The transcript has 11 exons. The record is from RefSeq and is a predicted model, not a curated record.
AUGCCCACGAAGCCGCCCUUAAUGCUCUCGGCCAGAAUUUAUCUUCUGCGAUUUGUGGUUCCAUUAUGCAUAGCCUCACUGUUACUCCUCUUCUCCGGCCCAUUUGUUUGGGCUUACAGACAGGCGCCAAUUAGACCUCAGCAUUGGUUUGCGCUGGGUGUGUUGGCUAUCCUCAUUUUUUGUAGGACACUCAACCUGGACCCAGUUUAUGGACUUUUUGACCUGCCACUUCUGCUGCUUGAAGUAGCAGGUAUUGGAUAUUAUAUUCCAUUCAUCAUCAAAUCCAUGCCUACAGUGGAAGGGCUUACUCUCACACAGAGAGACUUGACAUCAAGUCCUAUAUGGCAUUAUGGGCAGCGACCACCAGUCAAAAAUUGCUUAGUCAUUUACUGUGCUCUUGCAAUCUUUCUCCUCCUUGAAGCACUUCUUCGAAUGGGAUCUUUGAUCCUUUAUCUCUCUCAACACCAUGUUUUAUUGCAGCAUCGAGCUCUCACUUCAGAAGACAGUCUUAAACCCUACCAAAUUAUGUUUGGUAGAUCUACAUCUAUCACAUUUUUAAAUGGAACCACUAUGCCAAAUAUGUCCACCAAAUAUUAUAUGACAUCGACUCAAAUGAAAUUUGCAGUUUCUGGAAGAAAUUUUCUUCUACGAGUUGUCCUCCUUUCAUCUUUGGCAUGCAUGGGAUUGCUCCCUUCUGUAUGGCAACACUUGAACCCACCAGAUUUUGUUUGGUUUUCAAUGCUUGUGUUUAUUAUACUGCAUCAUCUGGUCAGCUGCCUUAAUUUGGAGUUUGAAUAUGGCUUUGCCGAUCUUCCUGCCCUGUUCUUUGAAAUCACAACUUACAUGACAGAACUAGGGUCAAUCAAUCCAUGGUCAUACACAUCAGUGACCCUGUAUACUAUUCUAGCCUGGGUCAUCUUCAUCAGCCUGUUGCUUGAAGUGCUCAUUUGGGUAGGAUGUGUGGCUCUCUACAUCACUCAACAUGUUUGGAGCUCAACAACUCCAAACUUUUUGGGACAAGAAGUUUCUAAACCUUACAAUGUCUUGUUUGGCCAUGCAGUAUGGAGGAAACAUUUCAGUGGAGAGACCAAUACACUCCUAUUAUCAAGAGGAUUAUUUGCAACCAUCUUGAUUCUUACACUUCUCUCCUCCUUGGUCAUCAAUGUUUUUCUAGGUCCCAUUCAAGAAACUCGCAUUACACCAACAAAAGAUUUCCGUUCACUUGAACUACCUUGGCUUUUGGUAGGUGACACAUUGGCAUGGAAUGUGAUCCUGGCCACUCCAACAUAUAUCAUAGAAGAUGUUUCAAGUAUAGCCAAUGUAAUACCAUUGUGGAGUGGUGUGGAUCUUCAAAGCAAUUCACCAUGCCUUCAUAAUCCACUGGCAACAUACCUCUUACCCAAUAGACCUUUUAUUCAAAUCGACACAUUCCACUGUUAUUCACAGCUAAUCUCAGUGCCAGACAUGGGAUUGCCUCUCUUCAUGUCAAGUUUACCAAACCUUCUCAUAACCGUCAACUUUACCAGCAUGGGCCAUCCAGUUGGCACAAUAAGCAACGCAUUUAAAAACUCUGUGCAGAUCAUGAUUGGUCUCACCAAUGAUACUCAGACUGUGGUUGACAGAACAGUCAGCACCACAAUACUUCCGGGGGUCAACCUGGUUGGUGUUGUCACCUGGGACUUGCGUCAGCUGUUAAAAAGUCCUCGCCUGUCUGCCUUUGCAAGUCUGUUUGAUUCUUAUGAAACUAUUUUGCUAUCACGGAUGCUCAGUGUAUAUCCUGAUCCUUUAGCACCAGAAAUUCCUCUCAUUCAGCAGAGUCCCAAUAUCUCCACCUUCCGUGUGUUCAUGUCAUAUGAUUUCUCAGAAACAAGGAUGUUGCAGGAUUAUAGAAGCAGGUCCGUUCUACAAGGCUUUGCCCAAGUUGGAGGUUUAUGGACCUUCCUAACGGGUGUUUUUGCGGCAAUAUUUGGAAGUACCAUCCUCCAAAUUGUGUUUGGUAGCAUUUCCGGAUUCCUUCUUUUUUUUCCCAUCUUUUCUGAGACUCUCUUUAGGAAUCAAACCAAUUUCAUUCCUUGGACUAGCCCACUCUAUGCAGCAGAAGAAAAUACGGAAGGCCUGCCACAAUGA